Zea mays is the source of this 967-nucleotide messenger RNA. RefSeq lists its product as uncharacterized. NCBI's taxonomy places the organism in Eukaryota, Viridiplantae, Streptophyta, Magnoliopsida, Poales, Poaceae. The record is from RefSeq and is marked validated. Bases 80 to 724 code for a protein of 214 amino acids. The transcript has a single exon.
CCUCUGAACUCAGCAUUCAGCAACAGAUCAGACUCACACGAUCACUGUCGCACUGAGAACACAAGCACCCAGUAAAGCAAUGGCGUCCGCCACCGAGAACUCGAGCCUACGGAGAUGCUCCUCUCUUCCCAACCUACUGGUCUGGCUCCUCAACCUCUCCCUCCUCGUCCUCGCCGCCGCCGCGCUCGGCCCGGUCUUCCUCCUCCGCCCGCGGCCGACGCCCUUCGGCUGGGCGCUCGUCUCCGUGCACGCCACCACCCUGCUCUCCGCACUCGCAGCGCUCCACGCGCAGCUCACCCACCUCUGCCUCGCCGCGAGCACGGCGCUCGCGCUCGCCGCGCUGUCCGGCCACGCACUGGCCUCCCUGGCCUUCUUCCUCCGCCACGACCACAGCCUCCGCCUCCUCGGCUCCGCCAGGGAUCGCCGGGAGCAGUUCGUGCUGGCGUUCCUCGAGGAGCUACUGCUGCUGGCCAUGUUCAUGGCGCAGGCCGUCGCGCUAGCUGCAACAUGCGUGCUGAGCCGGCGUUGGGCGAGGGAGUACCAGGAGGCCGAGACGGAGAAGGCGGCCGCGGCGAGAAAGCGAGGGAGGAAGAUGGCGCGUGUGCAGGCCGAGUCGGCGGCAGCUGCGGAGGCCGGGGUGAAGGCCGUCGACGAGAAGGUGAUGCGGAGCAGCAGCGGCAAGAAGGUGCACUGGGCCAACAACGAUGGAUACGAAGAGUGCUAGAAGCCUAGAACAACCAACACAUGGAAGUAGAAGUAGAAGUAGAAGAAUCGCCAGUAAUCUCCUAGCUAUGCUAUUGUUCAGGGGUAUGAUUGCCAUUAUAGUGUGGCCAUAGUUGCUAUGUGUACUGCUUGCUAUUCGACUAGUUCUGUUGACUGAACUUCCCAUACCUGUGUGAAAUGAAGCUUAUAGCUUGUUGCACAUUGCUAGACCAUGAACGAUAGUCAUACGCCUUAACUUUGUUUA